AAAGACAACCGCGAAAGCAAACGCAGCGCCACCUCCGCCGUACAAAAUCGCCCAAGCCCGCUUGUCUUUUCUCUCUCUCUCAUGGAAGGCGUUUCCAAAACCCAUUUCACAGCCAAAAUGAAACCCUAGAUCUUGUCCAAUGGGCACUUGGGUCCCUUUCUCUGGUACAUUAUCCAAGCGCCUGGUAAUUGAAGAAGAUGAGAAUACUCCUCCGAACCCGAAAUUGAUGGAGUUCCGGUUCGAUAAGGUGUUUCCGGUUUACGCUAUGGGGGUUUUGAAGCCCGACCCGGAUCCGUUACUGGCCGUACUCAGCUCAGGCUCUGACUUGGAUGACCCGAUAUGGGAUGCUGUGAGAGAAGAGGCCAAGUUAGAGGCAGAGAAGGAGCCAAUUUUAAGCAGCUUUUUAUAUGCCAGUAUUCUGUCACAUGACUGUCUUGAACAAGCAUUGGGCUUUGUCCUUGCCAAUCGACUUCAAAGUCCUACACUCUUGGCGACCCAACUGAUGGAUAUUUUUUGCAAGAUUAUCAUGGAUGAUCGCGGCAUUCAGCGUUCAAUUCGCCUUGAUGUGCAGGCAUUUAAAGACAGGGAUCCUUCUUGUUUGUCAUUCUGCUCGGCUCUCUUGUAUCUUAAGGGUUACCAUUCUUUGCAAACAUAUCGGGUAGCACACGCUUUGUGGAACCAGGGACGCAGAGUGCUGGCAUUGGCAUUACAAAGUCGAAUUAGUGAGGUUUUUGGAGUUGACAUACAUCCAGCUGCUAAAAUUGGAGAGGGGAUAUUGUUGGACCAUGCUACCGGUGUAGUUAUUGGGGAAACUGCUGUUAUAGGAAAUAGAGUUUCACUAAUGCAGGGUGUAACCUUAGGAGGCACUGGGAAAGAAAUAGGUGAUCGCCAUCCAAAAAUAGGCCAAGGUGCGCUUAUUGGAGCUAGUGCUAAUAUACUGGGGAAUAUAAAAAUUGGUGAAGGUGCAAUGAUAGCUGCUGGUUCCCUUGUAUUGAAGGAUGUCCCUCCACGCAGCAUGGUGGCAGGAAUACCAGCAAAGGUCAUUGGUUAUUAUGUAGACGAGCAAGAUCCUUCUCUAACAAUGAAACAUGAUGCUAGCAAAGAGUUUUUUGAACAUUUAACCGUUCAUCGUGUAGAAGGGAGAUCUUCUGGUGCAUGGGGCCAGAAUGAAUCGACGGGGCAUUAGUGAAGUUGAGGAUGUUCGUCGCGUAUGCAUUUUCCACUUGCUUAAGUGGGGAAAAUUUAUACUCUCCGCAUAUCGAGCACGUUUGAUACAAAUAUCCAUAUGUAGAUUCUGUAGGUCAUUUAAUCAUUUACAGUCCCUUGUAAUUUUGCACUGCUGAAUUUCUCAAAUGAGAAGCACAAAUUCAUGAAA
This is a messenger RNA of Rhododendron vialii, 1375 nucleotides long. RefSeq names its product serine acetyltransferase 2-like. Gene Ontology annotation, molecular function: L-serine O-acetyltransferase activity. Lineage: Eukaryota; Viridiplantae; Streptophyta; Magnoliopsida; Ericales; Ericaceae. Bases 140 to 1186 code for a protein of 348 amino acids. The transcript has 10 exons. The record is from RefSeq and is a predicted model, not a curated record. Gene Ontology annotation, cellular component: cytosol; cytoplasm.